Messenger RNA from Trichoderma virens Gv29-8, 1497 nucleotides. RefSeq lists its product as uncharacterized. Gene Ontology annotation, molecular function: spermine transmembrane transporter activity; spermidine transmembrane transporter activity. Gene Ontology annotation, biological process: spermidine transport; spermine transport; transmembrane transport. Lineage: Eukaryota; Fungi; Ascomycota; Sordariomycetes; Hypocreales; Hypocreaceae. Bases 1 to 1497 code for a protein of 498 amino acids. The transcript is spliced from 2 exons. The record is from RefSeq and is a predicted model, not a curated record.
AUGAAUUAUCGGCGUGGUAAGAACCCUGUUUUUUGCCAGCAUCAAGAGCAGGAUCUGUAUGAAGAACCCAACAUCAUCCUUCCCCCUACUAUCAACGCCGCCUACGACUGGACCGGUCCCGAUGACCCAGACAACCCUCGCAACUUCUCUGCCGCUUUACGCAUUUUCAGUACCAUUGCCAUAACUAUGCUCGCCAUGAUUGGUACUGUAGCUGGAUCAAUGUACGCGCCCGCACAAGACGCUGUCGCCUCAUCCCUCCAUUGCAGCCGUAUCGUUGCCGUGCUACCCCUUUCGCUGUAUAACCUGGGCCUUGCCUUUGGGCCCAUGGUCGGCGCACCCCUCUCAGAGACAUACGGCCGCAAGUCUGUCUUCAUGCUCUCGACCCCAGUCUUUGUGCUGUUUCUUCUCGGAUCUGGUUUCAGCCAUUCUAUCGGCGGAUUAACGGCCUGCCGCUUCUUUGCCGGCGUGUUUGCCUCGCCCCUGAUCAAUAAUGCACCAGCCACGCUGCUCGACUUUACGCCGCCGCGGUAUCGGGGUGUCAGUCUAGGGGGUUACUAUGCUGUGCCGUCGUUUGGUGCUGCUUUGGGGCCCUUGAUUGGAGGGUUUGUCCUACUCGUCAAGCCAUGGCAGUGGACGCAGUGGAUUUCUAUCUUCAUCACGGUAGCGUUUUACAUCCCUGUGUGCUUCACUCGCGAGACGUACAAAAAGGUGAUUCUCAAACGACGAGCUACGCGCCUAGGGCUACGUGACUCGGCGUCGCAGCGAACAUCACCGGGGCGGGCCUUUAGAUACUUCUUCACGACCCUGAUCCAACGACCUCUGCACAUGUUGUUCACGGAGCCGAUUGUCACACUAGUAAGCGUGUAUAACGGCUUCCUGUUUGGUCUUCUCUAUACGUUUGUCGUGUCAGUGCCUUGGAUAUUCAGGCAUUACUAUGGGUGGUCGGCGGAGAGCGAGCCGCUGUCGUAUUUGGGGUUGAUGUGCGGCACAGCUCUUGCAGCGGUGCCCCUGAUUCUAAUCGAUCUCUACUCCUAUCAAAAGCGUUUGACGGAGUGGCAGCUUAGCCAUGAUGACGAUGAGCCACUGCCUUCGGAGAAUCGCCUCAUGUCGGCUCUGAUUGGAAGUAUUAUGCUGCCAAUUUGCCUCUUCAUUGUUGGCUGGACGGUGCAUUUCCACGUGCACUGGAUUGUGCCAAUCAUUUUCCAAGGCCUCGUAAUGCUGUCUUCUCUACUUGUCUAUGCGGGCGCUAAUCUCUUCAUGCUGGACGCCUAUGGCCCGCUAUAUGGGGCGUCCGCGUCAGGAUCCAUGAUGUUCAGUCGAUACUUGCUCUCCGCUGCGUUCCCGCUUUUUGCGUUACAGAUGUACGAGAAGCUCGGGGCGGGAUGGGCUACGAGCAUUCUUGGUUUUGUGACAUUGGUGAUGGCACCAAUUCCCUGGUUCUUUAGGGCGUACGGGGAGAAGCUGAGGGCGAGAAGCAAGUACGAGAUGAGUACCUAG